GCCACACGCCGCGCUCGCAAAAGUUCAUUUAGAGCCGGCGGCAAUGUCUGGCCCUUAGAGGGCACAGAGCUGCUUGGCGUUUUGCCCCAACGAGCGACUUGUCCCCUAACCACUCGAAACAAUAGCCCCAAGCUCACCAUGAAGAUGGUUUCCGUCCUCGCCCUGACAGCUCUCUUUGCAGCCAGCGCUAGCGCGCUCAAGCUUAAUGGCCGAGAGCUGCCAAAGGACUUCAAGUACGGCUGCGGCGUCUCUGCUUAUCAGGUCGAGGGAGCUUGGAAUGCUGACCGCAAGUCGGCAUCCAUCUGGGAUCGCUUCGCUCAAAUGCCUGGCAAAACUGAAAAGGGUCAGAAUGGUAACGUGGCCAUGGACUUUUACCAUAGCUACGCCAAGGACAUUCCACUUUUCUUCUCGGCCACGGGCAUCAAGACUUUCGACACGACCUUGGCGUGGACGCGAAUCCUGCCGCAAGGCACGGGCAAGACGGCCAACAAGGCCGGCAUCGACUACUACCGACGAGUCGCCCAGGCCACGCACAAGGCGGGUGGUACCUUUACCGCUACUCUCUAUCACUGGGAUUUGCCCGAGGCUCUCCAGCAGCGCUACAAGGGCUGGGUCUCGCCCAAGAUCGUCGAUGACUUUGGCAACUAUGCCCGCGUCGCAAUGACUGCUCUUGGCGAUGUCGUCGACGAAUGGAUAUCGCUGAAUGAGCCUCGCACCUUUUGCACCGAGGGCUACGGCCCUGAGCCGGUUUCUGCCCCUGGCUACAACGGCACCCUCAUCGACCAGUAUCGCUGCUUCCACCACGCGCUCCUGGCCCACGCUCGUGCCGCUGAAGUCUUCGCCGACCUCAAGAAGCAAGGCAAAGUCAAAGGCAAGUUCUCGAUCAAGAUUGAUGGCGCCCCCGCCAAGCCCUUCGAUCCGAAGAGCAAGAAAGAUCAGGAAGCUGCGACGCGAAUCAUGGACAUGCAAGAGACUGGGUGGGCUCUUGGCCCUCUCACCACAGGCGACUACAGUCACUCCCUUCGCGAGGCUUUCGGAAAAGACCUGCCCCAGUUUACCAAGCAAGAGUCUGAGUCGCUGAUGCGGUCGUAUGAUUCCGUCUACUACGAUGUCUACACAUCCGUCUACGCCAAGCACAUCGAUGGCUGCAAACGCGGUGACGACACCUGGCCCUUCUGCGUUGAAGAGACGUCAGACAAGAAUGGCAAGCCCAUCGGCAAGCCUACGGGAUCCGACUGGAACUUCCUUGUGGACGACACACUCUACUCGGGCCUACACUACAUGCACGACCGCUGGGGUCUGAAGAAGCCUUUGAUUGUCGGCGAGACAGGCCUUGCGGUCAAGGGUGGGGACAAGCAAAGUCUUGCACAGAAGCUCAACGACAAGGACCGCGUCGAGUGGUAUCGCACCUACUUUGCCCAGAUGGAUCGCAUCUUCAAGGAGGGCAAUACAGUCAACCUUCAAGGCUUCACCUUCUGGUCGUGCAUCUCCAACUUCGAAUGGCACAGCGGCUACGGUCCAGACUUCGGCGUCAUCUACGCCCCGCCUGGAGCCAACAAGCCCCGUCACGUCAAGAAUUCGGCCCACUACCUGAAGGACGUUCUUGUUCACGGCCUAUCUUCUGCCAGCACCAAGUGGGGAUGACGUGCGCCGGACGGAAUCUCGGGACCUCAUCGCCGGACGAUGAGGCUAACCCUCUGCCCUGGCUCUGAUUAGCUUGCUUGGGGUGCUUGCUUGGGGUGCUUGCUUCAUCAAAGACAAUAUGAUCAAAACUUCAUAUCAUGCC
Molecule: messenger RNA, 1786 nt
Organism: Jaminaea rosea
Lineage: Eukaryota; Fungi; Basidiomycota; Exobasidiomycetes; Microstromatales
Product: glycoside hydrolase
Exons: 6
Coding region: 139-1644 (501 amino acids)
Biological process (GO): carbohydrate metabolic process
Molecular function (GO): beta-glucosidase activity
Source: RefSeq, a predicted model, not a curated record